Messenger RNA from Pseudozyma flocculosa PF-1, 612 nucleotides. RefSeq lists its product as uncharacterized. The record is from RefSeq and is a predicted model, not a curated record. Gene Ontology annotation, cellular component: proton-transporting V-type ATPase, V0 domain. Gene Ontology annotation, molecular function: proton-transporting ATPase activity, rotational mechanism. Gene Ontology annotation, biological process: proton transmembrane transport. NCBI's taxonomy places the organism in Eukaryota, Fungi, Basidiomycota, Ustilaginomycetes, Ustilaginales, Ustilaginaceae. The transcript is spliced from 7 exons. The coding region runs from base 1 to 612 and encodes 203 amino acids.
AUGGUCGGAGCGCUAGCGUACACCUCGGUCGUCGGCCUCUCGACCGCUUCGGCGGUCGGCCUCUACAUGCUCCUUACCGGGAGCGGCGAGUCCUUCAACAUUGGCCUCUUCCUCGAAGAGACCAGCCCCUAUGCAUGGGCAAUGACUGGCAUCGCACUCUGCAUCGGCCUUAGUGUCAUUGGCGCUGGAUGGGGUAUCUUCAUCACCGGCUCGUCCAUUCUUGGCGCUGGUGUGCGGGCGCCGAGGAUCACGACAAAGAACCUGGUCAGCAUCAUCUUCUGCGAGGUCGUCGCCAUCUACGGCGUCAUCAUGGCCAUCGUCUUCUCGGCCAAGAUCACGGGCAACCUUGACGGCGGGUCCGAUGGGCUCUGGACGCCGGACAACUACCUCACUGGUCACCUGCUCUUCUGGGCGGGCAUCGUUGUCGGAGCGUGCAACCUCUUCUGUGGCGUCGCGGUCGGCAUCUCUGGCUCCAACGCCGCCAUUGCCGAUGCCGCCGACGACCAGCUGUUCAUCAAGGUGCUCAUCAUCUCGGUCUUUUCGUCGAUCCUCGGUCUAUUUGGCAUGAUCGUCGGCCUCAUUAUGACCGGACGCAUCUCCGACUUCUCAUAG